AUGUCGCGGUACCCUAAUAGUGGUAACGCUUCUCAACAACAGUCUUAUUCUAUACCACCUAUAAAUAUCGGAAGUAACUCUCCACCGUUGUCUACCGCAACUUCUAUUUCAAUAUCUUCGCGUUCUCGAUACGAACUACAGGAACCUUAUCAGCCUUUAUUCACUUCUCCCAAAAUGACCACGCAUCCAACUUUACCUCCCAUUAGCGCUCUCUCGUGUGACUUUUUACCACCAUUAUUAUCUUCAAGUCAACAAGGAAGUAAUUCUUUUCAUUAUAGAAAUCAAACAAAUGUUGACAGGCAUGAACACUCUCGCUAUACGAGUGGCGGUGGUAACGGUGGUGGUUUACUUUCCUUAAGUACUCAGUCGGCUCCUUCCACACCUUAUCCUGCGUCUCCUUAUCCUUCAUAUUUAACGUCGCCUCUACAGACUCAACCACCCCCUAUUCCACAACAAUCUUAUUAUCAACCACAGCAACCACAAAGAUCCCCUCCUACUUCGUAUUAUCCUCAACAAAAUUAUUCCUCUUCUUAUCCUCCAGCCUAUCAACGACAAUCAUCGCCUCCUCCAUCACGUAGGCAGCAGCAUCAUCCAUCUCAUUAUUCACCUUAUAGUGUACCUCAAAUUUCACCACAAAGUACCCAUUCUCAUUCACCUUUUCCACAACAAUCUCAACCUUCUGCACAUAUACAACAACAUGGUAUUCCACCCAUACGUCCUUAUCAAAGAAGUCACACUUCUCAAACCGUUAUAUCAGAACCCUUUGUAACAGUUACUCCUGAGUUAAAUAAUAGGCCGCCCAGACGGCGUAGAAGACCUCCAUUUUCUUAUUCUUCAUUAAUUGCUCAAGCUAUUCUGGAUUCUCCAGAUAGAAGAUUAACUUUACGUGAAGUUUAUCAAUGGAUAAUGGAACGUUAUCCACAAUUAUACAAAGCUGAUGAUACUGGUUGGCAGGUUCCUCGUUCAGAUACGGAACUAGGACAUUCUACAUCUUCAUCUGCAGCAAGUAAAGGCAAAGGAGGUUAUUGGACAAUUGAUCCUGAAUACAUGUCAGCUUAUCAUGAUGGUGUAUUCGCAAGGGGUGGAGUACAAAAACGUAGACCUGGUGAAGUUGGUUUACAUCCAGGAAUGAAUAAUUCAGGAUUGGGAGAUGAAGAUAGUGCCGGAAGUGAUACAUCUCCAUCGGAUAGUUUGGGCGGCAGGUUGGUUGACGUGGAUGAAGAUGCAUUUUUUAAUAAAAGACAUUCGACCGAAUCUAAUUUUAGUAACAUGGGUUCACCAUCACAAUCUCCCCCUAGUUUUUCUAAUUCUAGUGGGACACCUUCGGGUAGAUAUGAUGUAUUUCAUCUAGCAGACUUUUCGGAUGUAAAUAAUUCGAGUAGAGAUAUGUCACAAUAUUCGACUAAUAAUAAUAAAGGUGGGGGAACAGGUUCAGAGUGGAAUGCGAAUGAAUCUUCAAUAAAAAGAGAAUCGAUAAAUAUGGACAUUGAUCAAAAAGAAGAGGCACGACCUUCACCAUAUUAUUUAGGAGGCCAAUCUAUGGAAAGAAAUGGUUCACGAAACGUAACUGACCAACCAAUGAAGCGAGAGGGGGAUUCAUCGUAUCAAUAUGUUAAGCGAGAAGAUGAAGAAUCUAAUUCUUCAAUGAAAAUACGUGAUUUAUUAAAUUGA
Molecule: messenger RNA, 1671 nt
Organism: Cetraspora pellucida
Lineage: Eukaryota; Fungi; Glomeromycota; Glomeromycetes; Diversisporales; Gigasporaceae
Source: the annotation of a GenBank genome assembly